UUAUUCAGUUCAGUGGAGUUUGGCAGAAGAUGGCUGCUUCUUCAUGAGGGAGUUGCACCAAACAGAUUCUACUGGUCUAUGAUGGGGUCUGGUAGAGAACCUGAUCUCGUGCACCUGGAGGCAAAGACAGUGGAUGGUCAUGCCCAAUACAUCACCUGUAAGAUGCAGAACUGCAGUGAAGCCACUCGCAGCAAACCCUUUCCAGGCUAUAUUGACCACAACUCCCUGAUUGUCCAGGAUGAUUAUGUCUUUGUUCAGUUGACGUCAGGAGGAAGACCACAUUAUUACGUUUCUUACAGGAGGAAUGCAUUUGCACAGAUGAAGCUGCCAAAGUACUCCUUGCCCAAGGACAUGCAUGUUAUCAGCACAGAUGAGAAUCAGGUGUUUGCAGCUGUACAAGAGUGGAACCAGAAUGACACAUACAAUCUGUAUAUCUCUGACACCCGAGGGGUGUACUUCACCCUGGCCUUGGAAAAUGUCAAGAGCAGUCAAGGGCUGGAGGGGAAUGUGAUGAUUGACCUCUAUGAGGUAGCAGGGAUAAAGGGAAUGUUCUUGGCUAACAAGAAGAGUGACAACCAAGUGAAAACUUUCAUCACCUACAAUAAAGGGAGAGACUGGAGUUUGUUGCAGGCUCCGGACACUGAUCUGAGAGGAAACCCUGUUCACUGUCUCCUACCCUAUUGCUCCCUUCAUCUUCACCUGAAAGUCUCAGAGAAUCCCUAUACCUCAGGAAACAUCGCCAGCCGAGACACUGCCCCCAGUAUUAUUGUAGCUUCAGGUAAUAUAGGCACUGAACUAUCAGACAAUGACAUCAGCAUGUUUGUUUCUUCUGAUGCUGGGAACACUUGGAGACAGAUCUUUGAGGAAGAGCACAGUGUUCUGUACCUGGAUCAAGGUGGAGUAUUGGUUGCCAUGAAACACACAUCUCUGCCUAUCAGACAUCUCUGGUUAAGUUUUGAUGAAGGGAGAUCUUGGAGCAAGUACAGUUUCACAUCACUCCCACUGUUUGUAGAUGGAGUUUUAGGGGAACCUGGAGAGGAAACUCUCAUCAUGACAGUGUUUGGGCAUUUCAGCCACCGCUCGGAGUGGCAGCUGGUGAAAGUAGACUACAAGUCCAUUUUUGAUCGGAGGUGUGCAGAAGAGGACUACAGGCCUUGGCAACUCCAUAGCCAGGGAGAAGCUUGCAUCAUGGGAGCAAAAAGGAUCUACAGGAAGCGCAAGUCAGAGAAGAAAUGCAUGCAAGGAAAAUAUGCUGGGGCUAUGACCUCGGAGCCAUGUGUGUGCACAGAGGCAGACUUUGACUGUGAUUAUGGAUAUGAACGUCACAGCAAUGGGCAGUGUUUACCAGCAUUUUGGUAUAACCCGUCUUCCUUAUCAAAGGACUGUAGCCUUGGACAGAGUUAUCUCAACAGCACUGGAUACCGGAAAGUUGUUUCUAAUAACUGCACGGAUGGGGUGAGAGAACGAUACACAGCAAAACCACAGCAAUGUCCUGGCAAAGCCCCGCAGGGCCUUCGCAUAAUCACAUCUGAUGGCAAACUGACAGCUGAGCAAGGACACAAUGUCACUUUCCUGGUGCAGCUGGAAGAGGGAGACCUCCUGAGAUCCCUCAUUCAGGUGGAUUUUGGAGAUGGCAUCACUGUGUCAUAUGCCAAUCUCAGUUCAACAGAAGAUGGGAUCAAGCACAUCUACCAGAACGUGGGCAUAUUCCGAGUGACCGUGCUGGUGGAAAACAGCCUGGGGUCUGACAAUGCUGUCCUUUACCUGCAUGUAACAUGCCCCUUGGAAUAUGUUCACUUAUCUCUACCAUUCGUCACCACAAAGAACAAGGAGGUCAAUGCCACGGCAGUACUGUGGCCUAGCCAAGUGGGAACACUUACUUAUGUCUGGUGGUUUGGGAACAACACGGAGCCACUGAUCACAUUGGAAGGGAGCAUCGCAUUCACAUUUUCUGUGGAAGGGAUGAACACCAUCACCGUUCAGGUCUCAGCAGGAAACACCAUUCUUCAGGACACAAAGACUAUUGCUGUGUAUGAGCAAUUUCAGUCCCUGCGGUUAUCAUUCUCUCCAAACCUGGAUGACUACAACCCAGAUAUCCCAGAGUGGAGAAGGGACAUCAGUAGAGUAGUCAAGAGAGCUCUGGUGGAGGCAACAGGUAUUUCAAGCAAGCAUAUUCUGGUCGCAGUGCUCCCUGGUCUGCCUACAUCUGCUGAACUCUUCAUUUUACCAUAUCAAGAUGCAACAGGAGAAAAUAAAAGAGCAGCAGCCGACCUAGAGCAGAUUUCAGAAACACUGAUCCAGAAACUGAACCAAAACCUGGUCCAUUUUGAGUUGAAGCCAGGAGUUCGAAUCCUUGUCCAUGCUGCCCAUUUAACAGCAGCUCCCCUGGUGGACCUCACUCCCAGUCACAGUGGUUCAGCUAUGCUGAUGCUCCUCUCUGUCGUUUUUGUGGGACUAGCUGUGUUUGUAAUCUACAAGUUCAAAAGGAAGAUUCCUGGCCUUAAUAUAUAUGCACAGAUGCAGAAUGAAAAAGAUCAAGAGAUGGUCAGUCCAGUCAGUCAGAGGGAAAGCAUACCUAAUGUCCCUCAAAGAGAGCUGAUGAGCCCUGAGCAACUAGUAGAUGAGAAGUUGGAAGUCCAGCCCAUAGAGCAACCCCAGGCCACAGUCCAGAACCCAAGGAAAGGAAAUGCAACCAAGGUAGUCUGGACAGAGGACUUCCAAAAGGCUUGUGGAUCACCAAGAGGUUUCAAGCCAAGACCCGGAGCGGAAGUAUUUCCACAGCUGCUGAGCCCCAGAGCACAAAAGAAAUCCCUACCUAUGUAAAUGGUUGAAUUGAGGACACCGAUAUAUAUCUAUAUCUAAAAAAAGAGGAGAGCUCACUGCAUUUGGACUUUUUAAUUCUUCAGAUGACAAAGGGUUUUUAGCUUUAAGCCUGUGCAUGUGGACAUUAUACUGAGACCAUAGUGGAACUGCAUUGUACAGGUGUUCAAUUUUAGUGGGGGGUGGGGGGAGAGGAACUGAUACCACUAUUCACUCCUGUGGCCCUUCCCCUCACCCCUCCACUCUCUUUUUUCUGAUCUGUCUCUAAUUUGUAGAAAAUUCAUAAUGAUAUAGGCC
Cariama cristata (Red-legged seriema) is the source of this 3117-nucleotide messenger RNA. It is a transcript of the gene SORCS1, whose product is annotated as sortilin-related VPS10 domain containing receptor 1. Gene Ontology annotation, biological process: post-Golgi vesicle-mediated transport. Lineage: Eukaryota; Metazoa; Chordata; Aves; Cariamiformes; Cariamidae. The transcript is spliced from 24 exons. The record is from RefSeq and is a predicted model, not a curated record. The annotation marks the transcript as partial. Gene Ontology annotation, cellular component: Golgi apparatus; membrane.